AUCAUGUGACAUACGCGGAAAUGGUCGAAGGCUUGAAAGUUGAAAGUGCUUUAAAGUUGUGGUGGUACGUGAGAGAAGGUUAGUUCGAUGUGAGGUGUCGUGCUGUCAGCUACUCACUCAGUACUUAACUCUAGUCUACAAAGUGUCAUGGAAUCUCCAGCCACGGACACCGCGCUCCAAAAAACUCAAGAACCAAUGGAUAAUGAGCACGCGGGACAGGUAAAUGGUGUAGUGCCGACCGUUCCCAAGGACAGCAUCGAGCGUCUCAUCCUCAGGGCCUACGCCAAAAGACUCAAGCAUCCGCAGCGACAGGCCAGCGUCGCCACGCCAACGCCAUCUCCCACUGAGACUAAUGAUAAUUCUCAGAGGAACACAGUGCCGAAGAAGAAGAGGAAGACUGAUCUGAGGAAGAAUCUGACUAAGCUCCUGCCAAGCUGCAUCCGCCCACAGGCCAAACAGCGUGAGGUUUUGCCCGUGGAUGAUGAUGGACAGCAGCCUGCAUGCCUGGACCCAUUUGAAGCAGGCAAACAGGAAGAGGAAACUGAAGCGGUUGAAGUGGCCGACAAACUGGCACAGAUAUCAGGCACUGUUUCCUUUCUUCCGGGAGAGUACGAGAGCGACAACGGAGACGAAGACCUUGUUCACGAGCUUGUGAAGUUGCUUCGUGAAUCUGGCGACGAGUUGAAUGAAAAGAUCAAGAACAACAAAGCUUUUCAGGAACAGCUCCAGAGGGCCUUCACCUACAGCUUUUUUAAAACGGUGAUGAGUGGUUUCCUUGCGAAGCUCAACCUGACCCAAUCCAACCCCUUCACGGAGUCCCCUGAGAAGACCAAGAUCGCCAUGACCUGUGACGUGGUGACCCGCCUCAGUACCAUGGACACCCAUCCCAUGAGCCAAGCCAUGGGCUUUGGGGAAAAGUACCUGAAGGACUACUUCACGCCCUGGGUCGUACAGAAUGGAGGCUGGAACCAAGUUUUCAGCCUAGACGAGGAGGAGGAGGAGGAGGAGGAGGUCCAGUGAGCUUUGGGGGAAAGGGUUUUUGGAAUCCCUGCCACAUUCCUAUUGGCUGAGGCGUUAAAAUGACAAUUCCUCGUUGAUUAAUCUCAGGGUUACCUACAUUGCUUUACUUCCUGAAAGCUGACUCCGUGAUGUCUGCCCAAGGAAGCCACGUUGCUCUACUCAGGACAUUUCAGGGUUUUUUUAGAGGUGCUCUAAGUCUCACUUGCAAGGAAAGGUCAGUCUUGAAGAUGACUUGAGGUGAGCUGACCUCAGCCCAGGUCUGCCCCUGAUGCUGACUGGACCCCAGCCUGAGACGGUACCUUCCCAUUGGCUGCUGCUGCUGCAUGGCAGUGUAUGGGUUAUGAUAAGUGCCAAACACUAUGCUGUGACCGGUUACCUCACAGGAUGCAGCACCAUGGAUUGUUUGCAUUAAACACUUGACAUGUGCACUUUAAGGUACCCAGCCCAGUGUAUGGGGUUGUAUUUAGGAUUUUGAAAGACUCUGAAGAGUUUAUAAGCCUCUCUUGUUAUGUUUUAGUUUUUUCUUUUACUUACUUAGUUGAAGAUCUUAAGGUUUUUUUAUUUGAUUUUUUUCCUUGUUCUUUCUGGCUUGUACAUGUACUGUAUGAACUUAGUAAUUGGUGGCUAUAUUCAAUUAAACAAAUAUCAUUUUUGUAAAGAA
Clupea harengus (Atlantic herring) is the source of this 1681-nucleotide messenger RNA. RefSeq lists its product as uncharacterized. Gene Ontology annotation, biological process: regulation of extrinsic apoptotic signaling pathway. The record is from RefSeq and is a predicted model, not a curated record. Lineage: Eukaryota; Metazoa; Chordata; Actinopteri; Clupeiformes; Clupeidae.